This is a messenger RNA of Oldenlandia corymbosa var. corymbosa, 1698 nucleotides long. The record is from the annotation of a GenBank genome assembly. NCBI's taxonomy places the organism in Eukaryota, Viridiplantae, Streptophyta, Magnoliopsida, Gentianales, Rubiaceae.
AUGACUUCAGAGUUGAAGUAUGUUGGUGGCAGAGUUAAUUAUUUUGAUUUCAUAGAUGAACCCAAUAUUACCGUGGAGUCCCUGAAGUCAUAUUUUGAUAGGUACUGUUCAGAGACUGCGGGGGAUAGAUGUACUGGCAUAGGAGACGUAGAUCUUUUAAUUGGCCAGUAUUCAAACAUCAUCGAGGAACAAUGUGAUUGUGCUAAUGAUGAUGGACAUGAUGAGUAUGAUAUUGGGGAUCUGGAUUACGGCGAUAAUGACAGUAAAUAUUCAGGCGACAUGGAUCUUGAGUACCAGGAAAAAGCUAAUGCAGUGGCCCGUGUUCAAUUGUGGUGUUUGUUUGAAAAGGACCCAAAAUUAGAUGAGGUGAAAGGAUAUGAUCAUGAGGCUAAUUCUGGCUCAUUUGAAUCAUUAGGGUCCAGAAAUAUAUCAGAGGAAUCAUUUGCACAGGAUCCAAAUAGAGGUGGAAAGAAUUUAAAGAAGGGAAGAGGGCGACAUAUAAGCUUCAAAAAGCAUGACUCCAAGUAUGUUAGGGCAAUUUGCAAAGGGGAGGGAUGCAAUUGGGUACUGUAUGCAGUUAGGGGUCUUCUUCCAGCUGUUGCUACACUUCUGAAAAAUGUGUCCCACAGAUACUAUGUGGAGCACUUAUGGAAUAAUUUCAAGCUAAAGCACCCCAGAUUGAAAUUGAAAGCCAGAUUAACAAAUAUUGCGGAAGCAACAACUGAAGAGGAUUGGAACAAGCUGAUGGAUGAUUUGAAGAAGAAGCAUGAAGGAGCAUGGAGUCAUCGGAGAGCUAAAUGCCCUGAAGAACAGUUCACACGUUGGUUAGCAAAUGAAACUUCUGACAAAGAGCAUGAUGAUGCAACAGACAGUGCUCUUGAACCACGUGCAUGCUACUCGGGAAAUUUAAACAUGGAUGAAAUGAAAGAUCAGAAUGAGGAAUCAUUGAAGGUCAUUACUGCACCUGAUGAAACAGCGAUAGAGACACUCAACUUAGUUCCUGAUGAUUUCGAACAAACUUGCAGUUUUUCGGAUCAGUGUUCGGGAUUUGCAUGGAUUUAUGAACACUGUCAUGGGGAGUUUAAACAUGGAGAGUGGGAGGAUUAUACUCGGUUAAGCAUGAAAUGUUCAUUUUGUGAUUGUUCUGGACACCUUAUACAUGAUUGUGUAGAAGCACAUAAGGCAACAGAAAAUAAUCGUCAACCUGAGGAUGCAGGGAACUCCGUCAUUGCACCGGUGGUAGAGUCACAGCCCCAUGCAGACCCCAACAAAGCAUCGCCCGCAAUGGAAAUGAACAUUCCGGUCAAAUUUGUGCGCCGCCACACACUGCAGGCAAAAGAAGCUGCCAGGGUUGAAGGACCAGUGGAAGCAGCACAAUUCCGAAUAACAACCACAACUGAUACCCGUGGUUCUACAGUUCAGAAGGAAUUAUCCGGGAACUGGAAGAAGUUCUUUCAAGACAACCUGAUCCAAGCGGACCAGCUUGUGCAGUUAACUCUUGACAUAGCAUCUAAUAUGCCAAAUAGCUAUAAGAAUGAUCACUAUGGGAAGCAGGAUUGGAAUGAUUCUGGUACUCACAAUGACUUCCUAUAUGCCUGGGUUGCUCAAGAAGAUGAUUAUGCAUCCACUGGAAUCGUUGGGAGGAAACUUCGUAGGUGUGCAGCCAUCAAAAGCUUCGAUGAAAUCCAAGGUCUCUAG